Messenger RNA from Xiphophorus hellerii (green swordtail), 838 nucleotides. Its product is annotated as ribosyldihydronicotinamide dehydrogenase [quinone]-like. The record is from RefSeq and is a predicted model, not a curated record. Gene Ontology annotation, cellular component: cytosol. NCBI's taxonomy places the organism in Eukaryota, Metazoa, Chordata, Actinopteri, Cyprinodontiformes, Poeciliidae. Gene Ontology annotation, molecular function: NAD(P)H dehydrogenase (quinone) activity.
AUGGCAGCAAAGAACGUGCUGAUUGUGUAUGCUCACCAGAGCUCUGGAUCAUUCAAUGCUGCAGCUAAAAAUGCUGCUGUGGAGGUUCUGACUGCUCAGGGCUGCACAGUGGAAGUCUCUGACCUGUGUGCCAUGAGUUUUAAAGCCACUGCUACAGCUGAGGACAUCAAAGGAGACUUGAAGAAUUUUGAUAACUUCUGUUAUCUUGAUGAAUCCAAACUUGCAUGGGAGCAGGGAAAACUUUCAGAUGACAUCACAAAGGAGCAAGCUAAGCUAGCUGAGGCAGAUUUGGUCAUCUUUCAGUUCCCCAUGUACUGGUUCAGUGUUCCUGGCAUCCUGAAGGGCUGGUUUGAUCGGGUGCUCACCAAUGGCUUUGCCUUUUCACAAGAGAAACCCUACAGCCUGGAAACCUUCAAGGACAAGAAAGCCAUGCUGUCCUUCACCACUGGGUCUCUAGAAUCCAUGUUCAGUCCAACUGGUAUUAAUGGAGACAUGAACGUCACACUGUGGCCACUGCAGAACAGCAUCCUGCACUACUGUGGCUUCCAGGUUCUGGCCCCUCAGAUCUUCUGGGCUCCGGCUCUUGUGAUGCUGGAGAGUUGGCACACACGACUGCAAGGCUUGCUGGAGGAGAAGACCCUGUCCUUCACUGCCUUGGACUGUUUUGAUGAGAAGACUUUCCAGUUGAAGCCUGAUGUCCAUGAGAAACAUACCAGCAAAGAGUUUGGUCUGACUGUGGGCGUCCACCCGAACAAACCACUGCCACCUCACAGCCAGAUGAAGGCUGGAUGCUGAGAUGUUGCCAUUGUAUGAUCAAUAAAAGCUGGUUUAUUCUGAA